AUGCCCACUGUCGCAGUAUUAUUCCAAGCAAUUGACCCCCCUAUCAUAAACGGAGUUCGCAAACCGCGCAAGCCAGGUGGCUACCAAGACUCCGGCGCAGACAUCGCCUAUACACUCCGCUCAACAGGAGUGAAUAUAAUAACAUCCAAACCAAACCCAUCCCCAGACACCCACGAAGGAUGGUGUUUCCCAGACUCAGAAGAAGGAAUUCUUACCGCAAUCUCCCAAGGCGCAACACACCUCUGGGCAAAUACGAUCGUCUUCUCAUCCCACCCUCUCCAAACAGCAUCUUGUCUAGAUGACCAUGCGUCCACCGUCCGGGUAAUUGGCCAGCCACCAGGUCUAGUCGAGAAAUUCGACGACAAGCUCUACCUAAACGAUAAACUCCGCUCUCUGGGCGGGUCAUUCACACUACCCAAAUCAUGGGAAGUGAAGGCCACCGAUCAUCCUCCCCUGGAUCUGGAUUCAUUCAUACAGACAAACAUUACGGACUACCCAAUCGUUGGGAAACCAGUUCGCGGCCGUGGAAGCCACGGCGUGAAAGUGUGCCACGACCCCGCUGAAUUGAAAGAUCAUAUUGAAUCACUUUUUGAUGAAUCGCCGGUCGUUCUUCUUGAAGAGUUUCUCGCUGGCGAAGAAGCUACUAUCACCGUUAUGCCUCCUUCCCCUGGCUCUGGUAGAUUGGGUUAUUGGAGUAUGCCGCCUGUGACUAGGUUCAAUCAUGAUCAGGGAAUCGCGCCGUAUAAUGGGACAAUCGCUGUUACUGCUAACUCGCGCGUUGUUUCCGAGGAGGAAAUGCGGGAUCCGGCUUAUGAAGAGGUGAUGAGGCAAUGUGAGCAUGUGGCUUGUUUGAUUAAGGCUACGGCGCCUAUUCGGAUUGAUGUUCGGCGGUUUGGACCUGGGUCUGGAUUUGCUAUUUUUGAUGUUAAUAUGAAACCGAAUAUGACUGGGCCUGGACGUCCAGGUCGUGAAGAUCAGGCUAGUUUGACUGCUAUGGCGGCUACGGCGUGUGGUUGGGAUUAUUCAGGGUUGUUGCAGGAGAUUUUGAGAGGGGCUUCUACUUUGGAGACUUUUCGUCAGUAUCGAAGUCCGUUCUAG
Penicillium arizonense is the source of this 1098-nucleotide messenger RNA. RefSeq lists its product as uncharacterized. Gene Ontology annotation, biological process: peptidoglycan biosynthetic process. The record is from RefSeq and is a predicted model, not a curated record. The transcript is spliced from 3 exons. The coding region runs from base 1 to 1098 and encodes 365 amino acids. Gene Ontology annotation, molecular function: metal ion binding; D-alanine-D-alanine ligase activity; ATP binding. NCBI's taxonomy places the organism in Eukaryota, Fungi, Ascomycota, Eurotiomycetes, Eurotiales, Aspergillaceae.